AUCAUCUGUUUCUUCGCGGGGAAGUCACGGGCCAAAAAAAAAACACAACCAUAAUUAGACUUCUUCCGACUCAGUGCUCACCUUCUUCUUCUUCUUCUUCUUCUCGCCAUUUCCUCUGCAACUCUCUCUCCAUCUCUAUCCUUCGUUGAAACUGUGGUAGUCUACUGGGAGUAGCCGCCGUGGGUUUACCGGAAAACGACCAAAUGUGUAGGUUCUAAACUGUCACCAUCUCUCUCUCUCUCUCUCUCUCUGUAGAGCGUAGACUCUUAAGACCUAGUCUGUCUCUUCUACUUUUCUUCUUCGUCUCUUCUCCGUAGAAACUGUGAUCGUCGGGGAGAGUAGCGGACAUGAAAAUACCUGAAAAUCACUAAGUGGGUAUGUUGGGUAGGCUUUAAAGUGUGAAUCUCUCGCUCUCUGAGUACCCACCAUGGAAAGACCAGAGGAUGACCAAGUGGAGGUCGUGAAGAAGCUGAUCUCGUCUCUCUCGGAAGAAAUACCUUGCGUGCAGAACUUCAAGGGGAAAUGGUCUGUUAUCAAAGCAAAGCUCGCCGAUCUCCAAUCACAAUGUUGCGAUUUCUCCGAUUUUCCGGGCUUCUUUUCUUGUGCUUUGUCCGCGGAGCUUCUCAAUUCGCUCUCGCAAACGCUCACCGACGCCGUUUCGCUCGCUGGGAAGUGCCGGGACCCAACCUUGACGGAAGGGAAACUGAAGACACAGAGCGAAGUCGACGCGAUCUCGGCGAAGCUCGAUCGACAUAUUAGAGAUGGGGAGGUCUUGAUUAGGAGCGGCGUGCUUCAGGACGGCCUCUUUCCCGGCCCCGGUGAGUCGAUGAGUUCGAAGCGCGAGGCCGUACGGGUUGAGUCGAGGAGUUUGAUAACUCGGCUGCAGAUAGGGAAUCAGGAAUCGAAGAAAUCGGCAAUGGACUCGCUGCUGAGGUUAAUUCAGGAGGACGAUAAGCACGUUAUGAUCGCCGUCGCUCAGGGUGUGGUGCCCGUCCUGGUUCGAUUGCUCGAUUCAAACCAUCUUCUCGAUUCGGAGAUGAAGGAGAAGACGAUUUCAGCGAUUUCUAGGGUUUCGAUGGUGGAAAGCAGCAAAAAUGUUUUGUUAGCGGAGGGGGUUUUCCUCCUGAACCAUCUUCUCCGAGUUCUCGAAUCGGGAAGUGGAAUUUCAAAGGAGAAAGCUUGUUUAACCCUCCAGUCUCUCACCUUCUCGAAGGAGAACGCGAGAUUGGUCGGGUCCAGGGGCGGGAUUUCAUCUCUGUUAGAGAUUUGCGAGUCCGGAACGCCUUCUUCGCAAGCCCUGGCUGCUGGUGUUCUGAGAAAUCUUGCUAAUUUUAAAGAAUGCAAGGAGAAUUUCAUGGAGGAGAGUGCGAUUCCAGUCCUUAUUAGGGUUUCUUCUUCUGGCACUGUAUUAGCCCAGGAAAAUGCAAUUGGGUGUUUGUGCAAUUUGGUAUCAGAUGAUGUGAACUUGAAACUUUUGGUUGCUAGGGAGGGAGGGAUUGAGUGUUUGAAGACUUUCUGGGAUGGGGCACUGGUGGUUCGGAGUCUCGAAGUGGCGGUGGAGAUGGCGGAGACCUUGGCUUCGUGCCGGUCAGUGGCCGAAGCUCUUGUUUCUGAUGGGUUUGUGAGCAGGCUUGUGGGGGUUUUGAAUUGUGGGGUGUUGGGAGUGAGAAUAGCCGCUGCUCAUGCAGUUAAUGAGCUCGGGUUUAGCCCGAAAAUGAGGAAGGAGAUGGGGGAAUGCGGGUGUGUUUCUGCUCUGAUUGGAAUGUUGGAGGGUAAAGCCUUUGAAGAGAAGGAAGCUGCUGUGAAGGCAUUGUCAAAUCUGUUGUCAUGUGCAGAAAAUAAGAAGAUUUUUAGGAAGGAUGAAAGAGGGAUGGUGAGUGUGGUUCAGCUUUUGGAUCCAAUGCAGAGUUUGGAUAAGAAGUACCCUGUUUCUGUUUUAGCCUUGCUUGUGCAUUCAAAGAAGUGCAGGAAACAGAUGGUUGCUGCUGGAGCUUGUGGGUACUUGAAGAAACUCGUGGAGAUGGAUGUCGAAGGUGCCAGGAAGCUUUUGGAGAGCCUGGGCCGGAGUAAAGUAUGGGGUGUUUUUUCUAGAUCACAAAAAUAAUAUGGAAAAGGAACUUGGGGAUGAUGAUGAUCCCUUCAUCUGUAUGUACCAUAGUUGUGUUCCUGUUUUUAUUCUUGGCUUCUUUUUAAUGUUCAUAGUUUUCAUUUCAAUUUGUCCUAGAAAAGUAAAAAGUUUCUAGCCUGAUUGCUGAUGAAAUCUUCUUUGUAGAGAUCAAAUUCUGGUUUGGUGACCUAACUGGUUAGAGUUCAUGUUUUUGUCCCCAAAAUUUAAUAAAUUAAUAAUGAUUGAUUC
Molecule: messenger RNA, 2356 nt
Organism: Malania oleifera
Lineage: Eukaryota; Viridiplantae; Streptophyta; Magnoliopsida; Santalales; Ximeniaceae
Exons: 1
Coding region: 428-2104 (558 amino acids)
Molecular function (GO): protein binding
Source: RefSeq, a predicted model, not a curated record